GCCGGCGGCGGAGAGAUGUGGGCGCCGAGCGGCCCGGGGCCCUCGGGCUGGGACCGCCGCAGGGUGGGCGCGCGGCUGCGGGCGGCACUGGCUGGGCUGCAGGAGCUUCAGGGGCUGCGCGCCACGCAGCAGGCGCGCGUGCGGGGAGCCCUAGGCCUGCACCCCGAGCCCGGGCCCCGCGGCCAGGAGCUGAGGCUGGAGGCGGCGCUGGCCGCGCUGCGGGAGCAGCUGUCACGGUUAAGGCGGCAGGAUGCUGGCUUGAAGACUCACCUGGACCAGCUGGACCAGCAGAUAAGCGAACUUCAGCUGGAUGUAAGCAGGUCAUCCUGCGAGGCCCUGGACAGUGACAGCAGGCCCAGCUCAGGCUUCUACGAGCUGAGCGAUGCCGGUUCCUGCUCCCUGUCUACCUCGUGUGCGUCUGUCUGUAGCGACCGCCUCUCCCCCUCACUGGGCAGCUGGCUGCCUGUGUUCCAGCACUCUAAGUCCAGGUCGGGCAUAGGGGACUGGCGACCCCGCUCUGCUGAUGAGACCACUGUCCCUGCGUGGAGCUCACAGCCCAGCAGAGAAGAUAGCAGGCUCCUGCAUGGUGCAGAAGACACAGGACUGCCAAGGGGCGUGUUCCGGCCCAGACCGGUGUCCACGGGCGAUCUUGAGAGAGUCCUCCCAGAUGACCUGGGGCUGCAGAGAGCUGGUACUAAUGCUGCAUCCUCAUCCCUCCUCUGCCAGGGGAUAGAGGUCUCCGCCCACGCACUGGACCCCAAGUACCAGCGUGAUCUGGUGGCCAGGGGUGGCCAGGAGGUGUACCCAUAUCCCAGCCCCCUACAUGCAGUGGCCCUGCAGAGCCCCCUCUUUGCCCUGCCUAAGGAGGCCACGCACCUUGACACCUAUCCACCGCCCCCCCAGGAGCCUUCUUUGGUCCCCGUGGAUCAGAACAAGACUCAGACUGGGCCGAUCCGUGAGCUGGGCUCGGCCGAAGCCUACAUCCACCGGCUCUUGCGUCUGCGGGGCCAAGAACCCCCUCUGAGAGAUGUGUUGCAGGAGCAGGGGAGUGACACGGCCCCUUUUCCGCGGAAGCCCUGUGGCCAGAGCUCAGACAGUGGAGGCCAGCGCGAGAAGCUGGGCUGUGGGAUGGACAGGGGAAGAAUGAAACCCAGUAGGGACGCCGCCAAGGACAGCCUCAAGCCACAGGGUCCCGUGUCCCUUGUGGAUACCGAGCCCCUCAGCAGCCCCCUAGAGGAGGAAACCACACCUUGGAGUCCCUGUGUCAGUGGAAAUAGUACCGUAGGUUCCUCUCUCUGCUCCCAGGCCCAGCGGCCCCACAAUGACUAUGACCAAAGACAAGUCCUGUCACCAACCAGGGUGCUGGGCCCUGAGAGCCCCCCUCUGGCCCCAGGACCCUUUGCUUACCCUUCCUGCACCACUGGUGAAACCUCCCCAAUGAGGCUGUCCACGGGCUCUCCUCCCCAAAGCAAAGCCAUGAAGCUCAGAGGAAGACUCAGCGACAAAGUGCCAAGGCUGGGGAAGCAGCUUCCACCACAGGCCGAGAGGCAGCGGGGCAUCCAUGCUGAGGUGCCUCCAGAGUGGGACCCCUCAUCCAGGCCCCAGCGGGGAGGACUCGGCAGGGGGCCCGCACUGGCCAGAGAGCCUUCUGGACGCUCUUGCUCUGAGUCUACCCUCUACCCUGUGCCCUUCUUCGUCCCCCUACCGGUGGCCCCGCAGGAAGGUUACCCAGCAUCCCAAGCUGUGUUCCCCAUGGAGGCAUCCGCCCUCGCCUCAGCAGCCAGGAGGAAGCAGCGCAGGUGGCAGUCUACUAUGGAGAUCUCGGCCAAAGCCCGCCUGGUCGGCCUUCCUGGGCCCAGCCUAGGGCUCCCUAGGUCCCCGGCGGGGAGAGCCUGUGGUCCCCCGGCCCAGAGCAGGCCCGCGCUUGCCCGUCAGGACGCCUGUUCGAGGAGUGAGUCAGAACCCUCGGAGCACUCGGCUGAGUGCGCCUCCCUAUUUCACUCCACCAUUGCCGAAACGAGCGAGGACGAGGAGGCCAGUGACCACACUGCUAACCGCUUCGGGGACGAGUCCAGUAGCAACGAUUCAGAAGGCUGUGUCCAGAAUGGCCGCGGCGGCCCGGGAAGAAGAGGUGCAGAGGCUGGGCAGGGGGAGCGGGCUUGGCCUCGGGUGCCCCUCCAGCAGUCUCCACGGGCCCCAGGAAGCACCAGGCCAUCCCUGCCCCCUGUGCCCAAACUGUGCCGCAUCAAGGCCUCCAAGGCCCUGAAGAAGAAGAUCCGCAGGUUCCAGCCAGCAGCCCUGAAGGUCAUGACCUUGGUGUAAAUGCCAGUGUUUCAGGACCAGCCUAGGAACCCCAGAAAGUGCAAGACCCUUCCAUAACCCGUGACGAGCGAGCAGACUGAGGGGCGGGUGCCGCAUGGUUGGCUUGCUUAGGUUUCUCACUCACCCUCCCCGUGGUUGUGAGCCCAGUCAUCUUCAUCGCAUGAUCCCUGUUGUCCGCUUUGUUCUCCUUCAUGCUCUGGCUGGUGUGUGGGGCGAGGCCUCCAGUAAGGCGUUCCUUCCCAGAGUCGUCUGAGAUGCGUCCCACCCUGUUGGGGAAACCAGAUUGGAAUUCAGCUCCCUAUUACACUCAUAUGAAUAAACACACGCACGAUGCUGGUAUAGUACCAAAUAAAAGAACAUCAUUUCCUUUCUCCUGCA
Messenger RNA from Mesocricetus auratus (golden hamster), 2700 nucleotides. RefSeq names its product dishevelled binding antagonist of beta catenin 2 (gene Dact2). Gene Ontology annotation, biological process: negative regulation of nodal signaling pathway. The record is from RefSeq and is a predicted model, not a curated record. Bases 16 to 2322 code for a protein of 768 amino acids. Gene Ontology annotation, cellular component: cytoplasm. The transcript is spliced from 4 exons. NCBI's taxonomy places the organism in Eukaryota, Metazoa, Chordata, Mammalia, Rodentia, Cricetidae.